UUUAAUAAUUCAAUUCAAUUUGAAAUAAUCUUUAAAAAAAAUCUAAAAAUAGCCCCAUAUUUUGAACUUUGUAAAAGAUGGCUUUUCGAACAACAUCUUAUUUAUUAUCAAAGUUUGGAACACAAAACUUAACAAAAGUUUCGUUAUUAAAUGGGGUACAAAAUGUAAUAAUGUGUGACUCAAAAACACGAAACUCUUUAUCAACCCCGAUGAUGGAUAAUUUAAUAAAUUCAAUACGCGAAGGGGGCUUAAAUGAUGAAGUUAGAGUUAUCGUUUUAUCAUCAGAAGGACCUGUUUUUUCAGCUGGACAUAACUUUAAAGAAUUGCUUCCUGAAUUAGGUAGGAAAGAGCACGAAAAAGUUUUCAAUAAAUGCGCCGAAUUGAUGAUGUCGAUUGUGGAAAGUCCAGUUCCGGUUAUUGCGAAAAUUAAUGGAGUAGCCGCCGCCGCCGGGUGCCAAUUAGUCGCUCAAUGUGAUAUGGCGAUUUGUACAACGAAAAGUUCGUUCUCAACACCGGGAGCAACUUUCGGUAUUUUUUGUUCAACCCCUGGAAUUCCAUUAGCACGAUGCGUCCCAAAAAUGAACGCCCUCCAAAUGUUAUUCACCGGGCUUCCGAUAAGCGCUCAAGAAGCGAAACAAAUCGGGCUUGUUUCUAAACUUUCAACCGAAGAAUCUUUACAGGACGAUUUAGAUGUAAUAACUUCGGCGAUUAUAUCGAAAAGUCGCGCGGUCAUCGAAUUGGGGAAACGAUUUUAUUACAAACAAAUUCAAUUUGAUUUAAAAAGCGCGUAUGAAAUGGGGGGAACUACUAUGGUCGAUAAUAUUAAUUUACCAGAUGGGCAAGAAGGUGUUAAAAGUUUUAUUGAGAAGCGUAAAGCUAAAUGGGUUAAGUGAGAAAGAAAUGUAUCUAAAAAGUGUAAAAUAAAAUGAUGUAAAGGUUUGAUAUUAAAAAUAUGUGAACUUUCUGUACUUUCAACUGGUCGUUUAUUAAAAUAUAAUUAUCUGACUACUUUCA
Messenger RNA from Onthophagus taurus, 1014 nucleotides. RefSeq names its product enoyl-CoA hydratase domain-containing protein 3, mitochondrial. Gene Ontology annotation, cellular component: mitochondrion. The record is from RefSeq and is a predicted model, not a curated record. Gene Ontology annotation, molecular function: hydro-lyase activity. NCBI's taxonomy places the organism in Eukaryota, Metazoa, Arthropoda, Insecta, Coleoptera, Scarabaeidae.